AUGAGUCAGACGAAUAAAUCUCGAACACCUGUGCAUCAAGAGGAAAGCCAAUCUAAAAAAGUGGGUGCUACAUUACUUUCAGGCACAUUUAAUUGCAAUCAAAAGAGCUAUCCAUAUAUUCAAUCCCAUCGUAUCUACCGCACUGAAACUUUUGGACAGCAUUCCGCUCCAAUUCGCGGACUUGGAUCAGAUGUGAUCGUGAUCUCAGCCAACAUGGCGCUCGAGGAUCAGAUCGAUAUAUCGGAUGAAGCACGUCGCCUCAUCCAGCCCGAUCAGUCGAGUCGAGUAGAAGAACGUCGGCUAACCGGCGAUCUGAAGCGUUACCUAGAUACCAAAUACGGGAGGAUGUGGCACGUGGUCGUUCUGAAUGGUUCUUACUGGAUGAACUAUUCACAUGAGCCGCAGUACUCUUUUCAAUUUCGUAUCGGACGUUACGUCAUCUUGUGUUGGCGUACCCCGGCAUACUAA
Molecule: messenger RNA, 468 nt
Organism: Protopolystoma xenopodis
Lineage: Eukaryota; Metazoa; Platyhelminthes; Monogenea; Polystomatidea; Polystomatidae
Source: the annotation of a GenBank genome assembly